AUGCAUGCCGUUCCUUACGCCUGGUCCUGCUAUUCGUCGGGCGCUCUGCCUGCUGCGGCAGCUGGCGGUGCACGCGCACGAGUAUCGGAGGAACUGUCGAGCUGGGAAGCUGAUGACGAAAGCGAAGUAGAGCGGCUGCUGCGGGACCGCGAUGCAUCGCCCUACCUGAAAGCAGCGCUGCAACAGCCACCGGAGGGGCUGUUGCAGCACCGAGGUGUUUCUUCUCCCACACAUCAGCAUGCGCUGCCCGCUGCAGGGACGCCUCCGAUGCCAGAAGAUGCCCCUUUGGUCUUCUCGGAGAGUUCCGCGGCUGCUGCGGCAGGAGGAGGCACCAGCCCUUCAGCGGCAGCAGCAGCAACAGCAGCGGCUGCUGGGGUUGGCGAAAGCCUCUUCUGGCAUGUGCCGGAGGACGGCUGCUACGCUACGUGCCCCAUGUAUGUUCCGCUGCUGCAGGUGAUGCGGGAACGCGUGCAGCAGCGGCGAGCGGUGGCUGCUGCAGAAGAGCAACAGAGACGGCGGCAACUGGAGCUGGAGGCGCAGCAACGUCUGCAGCUAAGCGGCCCUGUGGGGCUUAUGUUGGAAGCAGAGGCUUUCGUAGCUGCCACUUUGCUCCGACGGCGCGAAGAAUUGCAAAUUGUAAAUAGGAGACUAGAGGGGCAGUUUGCUGCUGCAGCGGCCGCAGAAGCAGCGGCCGCUGCAGCAUCCGCGCCCAAAUGGCUCGCUGGGGUGUCUAGACACCUCCUCCCGUAUGUCGCGCAGGUUUCUAGCAGAGCCUUUUUCGAUCCGCAUUACAGAAUACAGCUUCUCGAAGCCGCAUGUCCUACCUGGAAAUGCAACAAGCUUUCCUCGCAUGGCUCAAAGUUUCUUAGCAGAGCUCUCGAAUUUUCUCCGCGUAAAUCCCCUUUUAGAGCGAUUUCAACCCCUAAAUCCGCUGCUGCAGAGGCCGCGGACGAAAGCUUCCCAAGCAUUUGGCAAAUGGCGAUUUUGCAAUAG
Molecule: messenger RNA, 993 nt
Organism: Cyclospora cayetanensis
Lineage: Eukaryota; Apicomplexa; Conoidasida; Eucoccidiorida; Eimeriidae
Exons: 2
Coding region: 1-993 (330 amino acids)
Source: RefSeq, a predicted model, not a curated record